Messenger RNA from Amblyraja radiata (thorny skate), 755 nucleotides. It is a transcript of the gene ndufa8, whose product is annotated as NADH:ubiquinone oxidoreductase subunit A8. The record is from RefSeq and is a predicted model, not a curated record. Gene Ontology annotation, cellular component: respiratory chain complex I. The coding region runs from base 100 to 615 and encodes 171 amino acids. The transcript has 3 exons. Gene Ontology annotation, biological process: mitochondrial electron transport, NADH to ubiquinone. NCBI's taxonomy places the organism in Eukaryota, Metazoa, Chordata, Chondrichthyes, Rajiformes, Rajidae.
GCAUGCGUGUUGCGGCGACCUUCGGGGCCGGCUGCGGCCUAGAGCGCGGGCGGUUGAAGGGAGCCGAGCGGCGGUGGGAGAGGCAGAGCAGCAGCCGCCAUGACCACGGUCGAGUUACCGACGCUGCAGGAGCUGAACGUGCAGGAGGUCAACGUGUCCUCGGCCGUGCUGAAGGCGGCGGCUCACCACUACGGCUCGAAGUGCGACAAACCCAACAAGGAGUUCAUGCUGUGCCGCUGGGAGGAGAAGGACCCGCGCCGCUGCCUGUCCGAGGGCCGCAAGGUCAACCAGUGCGCGCUCGACUUCUUCAGGAAGAUAAAGAGCAAUUGUGCUGAACCCUUCACAGAGUACUGGACCUGCAUUGAUUAUACCAAUCAGCAAGAGUUUCGCCAUUGCCGCAAGCAACAAGAAGCAUUCGAUAAUUGUGUGCUGGACAAACUGGGCUGGGUUCGUCCAGAUCUAGGAGAACUCUCUAAGGUUACCAAGGUGCAGACAGACCGGCCAAUUCCCCAGGAUGUCUACCACUCGAGGCCGAGACCUGAGCCUAACCCAGUCAUAGAUGGAGAGUUGCAGCCUGCCAAAUACGGCAGCAGGCUGUUCUUCUGGAACUGGUGAAGGAUGCAGCAGUACCAGACCCUCAGCGAUGGAAGUAAUUUGAUCAUGUAUUUGUCUUCAGUAAGCCCCAGGGACCGGGUGUACCACAGACAUCCUUAUGGUCGGUGUAUACAAAUGUUAUUAAAAUAAUUUAACUGACA